Messenger RNA from Oppia nitens, 1114 nucleotides. RefSeq names its product mid1-interacting protein 1-like. NCBI's taxonomy places the organism in Eukaryota, Metazoa, Arthropoda, Arachnida, Sarcoptiformes, Oppiidae. The record is from RefSeq and is a predicted model, not a curated record. The transcript has a single exon. The coding region runs from base 268 to 864 and encodes 198 amino acids. Gene Ontology annotation, cellular component: cytosol. Gene Ontology annotation, biological process: regulation of lipid biosynthetic process.
AUCUCUAGAGUCUGGACCUAAAUAUGAGACAAAUAUGAGACAAAUAUGAGACGAUUGUAGACCUAAAACACACCAAACAAAUGGCACAACAACUGGAUUUCAAUCAAAAGUCAAGACGUGUUUCUCUGACAUCAGAUUUGCCACAUUUGGCAUCAUUUGAGUCAACACACAAACAACAACAGCCAUCACAUCAAUCACUAGAAGAAACACUUUCACAUCCGGGGUAUCUUCAGAGGUAUCUUAAGCAGUAUCUUCAGGGGUCUUGCAAUGUCCGGUCGUAUGAGCCGACGGUCAAGUAAAGUAUCUCAGGACACGUUGAUGUGCUCUCAACAGUCGAUACUGUCAGCGAUGGACCGAUUUGUUAAAGCCGUGAAUAAUAUGGAUUCAACUGUUUUGGUUCCGUCAAAAUUGCGUGAUAUGGAUAUGGCCUCAUCGGCUAAAACGAAUCGAUGUCCUCCUAUUCCUCCAACUUUGGCCAAUACAGACCUUCACUCGUUUUAUUUAAUGCUCAACGACGUCAAGAAAGAGUUAUUAUGGGGACCGGCAUCUCAACACAACACUAAUUUAAUGGCAUUUAAUGGGCGAACCUCUCCUCGAGAUCUGAAGCACGUUCGACAACCAUCUGAUGACAGUUUGGGAAGUCUUGGUUCAACAGUGGGAUCGAGUUCUUCAGAUCAGGACACUGAUAGUGAGGCCGAUAGUUUGAUGACCGAUAGGGAUAGUAUUGAUGAACACACCUCCCACUUGGCCGCUGCCUUUCGGCAUCACUUACAGGGGUUGCAUACAAUUCUUCAUCAAUUAGCCGAUUCGGCUGAUUAUCUGUCUUCCAGAUAUCAAGAAGACAUUGACGCGUCAUCUCUAUAAUCACUUGAACAUCGACUCACUUAUCAUUUGAUUUUUUUUCAUAAUUAUUUCAAUUUAAUGUAUUUUUAAAACUUGUUUUAUUGAUAUUAUCGUCAAAUUCACUAUAAAUGGCAUUCAUUUUAUUUUUAAAAAAUGUUAAAAUUGAAAACUGAGUUAAAAUGUGAUAAUGUACUGUAUAUUAUUAAUAUUGAUCACAAAUACCAAUUAAUGUAAAUGCUUUAUUUAUUUAUUAAUUAUAUUAUAAAAUUAA